Molecule: messenger RNA, 1623 nt
Organism: Meloidogyne enterolobii
Lineage: Eukaryota; Metazoa; Nematoda; Chromadorea; Rhabditida; Meloidogynidae
Source: the annotation of a GenBank genome assembly
UAUCCCUCCAAAUUUAUUUUAAAUUUAAAAAUGAGUGCUAGUGAUCGGUGGGUUAAUCAUAAUUUGCAAAGACAGAGGGAAUUAUUAGAAAAACAACGUCAACGAAGAUUACAAGCUAAUUUAACAAGUACAGUCUUCAAAACAAAUGAAAAUGGACAGAAUGAAAAUCAGAAUUUUCAAAUAAAUAAUUCAAAAGAUGUAUUUAAUUCCAAAACACAAUUAAAUUCAACAUUUACUACAACACCCUCCACAUCUCAAAAUAUAAAUAAUAUUGGAGGACGUCAAAUACAUUCGAGUGGAAGUCUCUAUUCUUUUGCUGGAAAUGAAAAUACUAUAAUAUCAUCAUCAACAACCACUAAUCAACAAUUAAUAAAUAACAAUAAUUCCUCAAAUCAAAAUUUUAAAAGUAACAAUUUCAUAUUAAAUAAACAACAGCAACAAUAUUCAUCUACCAGUACAUCAACAUCUUCAUUUUCAAGUACUCCAACACCAACAAGUAUAAUUGGUGAUGCAAAAAUAAUUACUGUUAAAGGUUUUACUCCACCUCAAACUAGAAAAUCAAGUUAUGUUAGUUCAUUUAGCUCUGAAGUUGAUGAGGAUGAUGGAGGAUUUCGAGGUUUAAAUAUUCAAAAAAGUGUUAGCGGUAGAAGUUCUGCCCAACAAUCGCAUUCAUCUACAACAGCUUUGGCAAGUAAAAGACCUUCAUGGAAUGAUGAUGGGGAGGAUGAAGUUGAUGAUGAUGAAGGUUCGAUACCAACAGAAAUUCUGAAUGAUGAACCUCUUGAAAUGUUGGAUGUUAAUGAAAAUUUAGAACAAUUUGUAAUGGAGCCUAUCAGAAAGAAUUGUACUUUAAAAUGUAGAAUUUCUAGAGAUAAAAGAGGAGUGGAUAAAGGAAUGUUUCCGACAUAUUAUUUACAUUUAGAAAAGAAUGAUGGGCGAAGGACAUUUUUAUUGGCUGCUAGAAGAAGAAAAAAAGCAACAACAGCUAAUUAUUUAAUUUCAAUUGACCCAACAGAUUUACGAAGAAAUGGACAAAGUUUUAUGGCUAAAGUUAGGUCAAAUGCAAUGGGUACAAUGUUUACAAUUUAUGAUAAUGGAGAAAAUCCUAAAAAGCCUUCAGCGGUUGGGGAAAGUAUUAGAAGAGAAUUGGCAGCUGUUAUUUAUGAAAAGAAUGUACUUGGAUUAAAAGGCCCAAGAAAGAUGACUAUUAUAAUGCCUGGAAUAUAUAUUGACCCAAAACAUAAUUAUUUACGUCCUUUAGCUGUUAGACCUAUUUCGGUAAUUAUUUAUUCAUUUAGAAAAAAGUAUUCUUUUAAGGAAAGAGAUUCAAUAUUAGAAAGAUAUAGAACUAAUAGAUUGGAUGAAAUGGUUGUUCUUAAUAAUAAACAGCCUGUUUGGAAUGAAGAAUCUCAAUCAUACGUAUUAAAUUUCCAUGGAAGAGUUACACAAGCUUCUGUUAAAAAUUUUCAAAUUGUCCAUUCAAUGCAUGGUGAAUAUGUAAUAAUGCAAUUUGGCCGACUUGACAAUGAGACUUUUACAAUGGAUGUUCGUUAUCCUUUAACACCUGUACAAGCAUUUGGAAUUGCAAUGACUAGCUUUCAUGGAAAAUUAGCAUGUGAAUGA